UCCCCCUAAAGCCUGCUAGUUUUCUGCGGUAGCCGGCGGUAAGGAGGGGGAAGUCAUGGACUGUGUGUGUUGACUCUUAUGUAUACCCAUUUUUAACACCCCCUUCAGCUGCCAUACGAGUCUUCAUAUAUCGAAAUGGCGUCAAUAUUGCCCAGAGAACUCACACGGGCGCUGGUGAGGACGAGAGGACUGUGUAGUGCGAGUAUUGGAGGAUGCUACGAGGACAGGACAGUGCAGCGCCUGCUGGAGGGACUGCGGGCUGGGCAGAGGGCCAGCUUGGCUGAGGCCAUCACACUUGUGGAAACCUCACACCCAAAAAAGAAGCAGCAGGCGGGGCAGCUGCUGGCGGCAGUGCUGCGGGAUGCCAGGGAGCAGUAUGCAGCGAAGGGCAUGCCAGCCCUCAGCUUCAGGAUAGGGCUGUCUGGACCACCUGGAGCAGGAAAGUCUACCUUCAUUGAGAGCUUUGGCAAGUUUCUGACGGCGCAGGGCCACCGUGUGGCUGUCCUGGCCGUGGACCCAUCCUCGGCCACCACAGGUGGCUCACUGCUGGGGGACAAGACCAGGAUGCCAGAGCUCUCUAAGGACCCCAAUGCCUACAUCCGGCCAUCGCCGUCCCGGGGCCACCUGGGCGGGGUGACACGCUCCACCAAUGAGGCCGUGGUACUGUGUGAGGCUGCCGGCCAUGACGUGGUUGUAGUGGAGACUGUGGGUGUCGGGCAGAGUGAGUUCUCUGUGGUAGACAUGGUGGACAUGUUUGCCCUGCUGAUCCCCCCCGGUGGUGGCGACGAGCUACAGGGCCUGAAGCGUGGCAUUAUGGAGAUGAGCGACCUGGUGGUGGUGAACAAGAGUGAUGGGGACCUGGUGGCUGCCGCCCGCCGGAUGCAGUAUGAGUACAUCUCAGCCCUGAAGUUCAUCCGGCCCAAGAGUGCCUCCUGGAAGACACCGGUGAAGCGCAUCUCCUCCCUAACGCAGGAUGGCAUCCCAGAGCUGUGGCAGGUGAUGCUGGAGUUCCGGCACUCCAUGGAGUGCAGCGGGGAGUUUGUGGGGCGCAGGAGGACCCAGCGGCGGGCCUGGCUGUGGACGCACCUCAAGGACAACCUUGUAGCUGCCUUCAGGGACACACCGGGCAUGAUGCAGAGGAUACGAGAGGCAGAGGGACGGGCCAUGGAGGGGGUGGUGUCCCCAGGGGAUGCUGCAGACCAGCUGCUGCUCUUACAUAUUGCACAGCUUCAGAACGCUGUUAAGCCAUCACAGACGUAGCUCAAAAAAUGUUAGAAUAACAAAAAAACCUUAUGAUAAUGUGAAAUUUGAUCCAGUAUCUUUCUUCUCCUGAGAUUAUAUCACAGUGUUCAAUCUGAAGUGUAUGUUUAUUGUGUGUGUGUGUGUGUGUGUGUGUGUGUGUGUGUGUGUGUGUGUGUGUGUGUGUGUACUGAUGUCUUUCAGUGACAAAGGUGUAUUCCUGAAACUUGUUUUGUUAGAAAGUUAUUAAUAAGUUAUUGAUUAUGAGAUACGAAUGACAAGAGGAUUAAACAAGAAGUAAAUGCAGGGACAGAGAUAGACAGUAAUGGUGAUCGUUGUGAAGGAGAGUACAGUGACAGACAGUGUUGAUGACAGUGUCAUUAUUUCUUUUCUUUGAUGCAUCUUGAUUAUGUCUCGUCAAAAAUGGGAGUUUGAACAACAAGGUAGAAGGUAUUAGAGGACCAAACAUAGACAGCUGCAGGAAUGUAUGAUAUUUGUAUAGUGGCAAUUGUUUAUAUCAAAUCUUUUAUAGUAUUAUGUAUUAUUUUGUGUAGGAACUUUCUUUACUGUACAUAUGUGUAUAGUUUGAAAUGAAGGGGUUUGUGUGUAUUACAUGUAAACUAUCAUGCAGUAUUUAUAUAAUGCACAUAAAUUUUCCAAGUUUAGUUUAGUGGGCUUGUAUAUAAUUAAAGAUUUUGGAGUAUAUGUAUAUUUAAAAAUAAAUUACAUUACUUUC
Molecule: messenger RNA, 1975 nt
Organism: Portunus trituberculatus (swimming crab)
Lineage: Eukaryota; Metazoa; Arthropoda; Malacostraca; Decapoda; Portunidae
Product: methylmalonic aciduria type A homolog, mitochondrial-like
Exons: 2
Coding region: 136-1260 (374 amino acids)
Cellular component (GO): cytoplasm
Molecular function (GO): GTPase activity; GTP binding
Source: RefSeq, a predicted model, not a curated record